AGCGGCCGGGAGGAGGCGGCGGAGCCCCGGGCCGGUCUCUCCCCGCAGGGCCGGUGCAAUCACUGCCGUUACGGCCUCGGCCCUGCCCUGCUCCAUGGGGACUGAGGUGCCCCUGGGGGCCCGGGGCCGUGACUCAGGGCCCGUGUUCUGUGGGGUUGCUCCUGAGAUUAUCGAGGACACCCUGAUCCACUUGGCCACGGAGAACGAGCAGUACCUGAGCGAGCUGCCCGAGCAGGCCGGGUGCUUCAAAGAGACGCGGAUCGUGGAAUUUAUAUUCCUUUUGGCUGAAAAAUGGCACUUGGACCUGCCCACACGGUACCAGGCAGUGGAAUUACUUGAACGGUUCAUGAUCAAGCAGGUAGAGCAGAUGUGUGAUGGCAGAGGGAGCACAAAAGGCCAGAGGAGCAGCUGGAGCUCUGUCAGGGAUCAGAUCACCAACACCUUUGUCCUGAGACUCGUGUCCUGUGUUCAGCUUGCCAGCAAACUCUCUCUGCACUACAGUAGAGUGACCAGUGACACAGCUUUAACAUUUCUGCAAUCCAUAAAAUACUCCUACACUAAGCAGGAAUUGCUGGAGUCAGAGCUUGCUGUUUUAAACACUCUGCAGUUCCACAUCAACGUGUCAACCCCCUUGGCCUAUGUGGAAUUGCUCCUGGAGGUUCUAGGAUACAAUGGCUGCUUGCUUCCUGCCAAGCCUUUACACCAGCUGUGUGUGCAGCUGCUGGACCUCUGCUACCUGACCAGAGAGACCAUCUAUGACACCCUGCUGAAGAUUGCCAUCGAGAACUCCACACCCAGCAAACUGCAGAUAGCCAAGUUUUUAACAGUGAAGGAAGAUUUCAUGCUCCUGGCUGUUGGAGUUAUCAGUACAGGGGUGUUCAUCCUGAGCCCUGGGCACUGGGAGCAGGUACAGUCACUGCUGAAGGCAUUGGCUCCACGGGAACACGGUGCCAAGGUGGUUUAUCUGUUCCAGCACAGCAAAACACAGUGCCAAGGCUGUGGAGCAUUUAAACUGCAUCACUGGCAUCACUGCCCAGAGCAUCCUGGAGUUCUCCUACGCCGUGGUGAGGCGCGUGGUUGGCAGCACCACACCCGAGCAGCACCGUGGCACCAGAUCCCCUCAGGACAGAAUCCCUCCUCAGAAAUAGAACCACCCUGUCCCUCCAGUCACUGGCCCAGCAGCAGGAGCUGUCACACUGCUGACAGCUGUCCCUGCUCUGUGACACUGCCCAGCGCAGCUCAGGGUUACCUGAAUUCUGUCAUGUGUUAAUUAGCAAAGCUUGUCCUGCUGGGCAUCACAGUCAUGCUCUGGAAGGAGGCUCAACAGCACCACAGUGUUUAGAAAUGCCCUUAG
Melospiza melodia melodia is the source of this 1354-nucleotide messenger RNA. It is a transcript of the gene CNTD1, whose product is annotated as cyclin N-terminal domain containing 1. The transcript has 7 exons. The record is from RefSeq and is a predicted model, not a curated record. Gene Ontology annotation, cellular component: site of double-strand break. The coding region runs from base 95 to 1270 and encodes 391 amino acids. Gene Ontology annotation, biological process: reciprocal meiotic recombination. NCBI's taxonomy places the organism in Eukaryota, Metazoa, Chordata, Aves, Passeriformes, Passerellidae.